Molecule: messenger RNA, 1330 nt
Organism: Annulohypoxylon maeteangense
Lineage: Eukaryota; Fungi; Ascomycota; Sordariomycetes; Xylariales; Hypoxylaceae
Product: cytochrome P450
Exons: 5
Coding region: 48-1214 (388 amino acids)
Molecular function (GO): heme binding; oxidoreductase activity, acting on paired donors, with incorporation or reduction of molecular oxygen; monooxygenase activity
Source: RefSeq, a predicted model, not a curated record
AUGGGUCCUUUUGGAGACGCUGGAGAAAGCUGCUGCAUAGCGGAUUCAUGCAACGUCAGAGCGAAACCUAUAGGCCGAUCCAGAGUUUGGAAUCAAAGGUCCUCAUGAAUGAUUUGCUUAAAAGCCCGGAGAGAUUCCGUACACAUCUUGAGCGUUAUGCGGCAUCGGUUAUCGUCACUGUCACAUACGGACGAAGAGUCGAGGACGUGGAUACCGAUAUUGUGGUGCAACGGAAUGGCGAGUCGAUGGAUCGGCUAACUCAAGUCAAUAUUCCUGGGAAAUAUGCAGUCGAGCGCUAUCCGGCACUUAAGUAUGUGCCCAGCAUAUUUGCGCCAUGGAAAGCACAAGUGCUAAAACAGCGACAAAAAGAUGUCCAAUUGUACACUGACCUCAUGGAUGAGGUAAAGGAGAGAUUGGCAAAGGGCGCUUUGCCUACAUGCUUUGCCAAACACCUUUUAGAGGAACAGAAUAGUCUUGGGAUGCCAGACCUCGAGCUCGCUUAUGCCGCGGGGUCCCCUUUUGGUGCUGGGGUAGAGACAUCGGCAGGUACACUUGCUAGCUUCCUCUUGGCGUGUGUAAAAUUUGGCCCUCAGUUCAUCCCUAAGGCACAAAAUGAACUUGAUAGGGUAAUAGGGAGUGGUAGACUUCCCACGUUCGAGGAUAUGCCUCGAUUGCCCUAUAUUAAGGCAGUGGCCGCUGAAACUCUGCGUUGGAGGCCAGUAGCAGUGUUAGGGGGCACGCCGCAUGCAAGUACAGCUGAUGAUGUGUAUAAGGGGAUGUUUAUUCCUAAAGGAAGCACUAUUAUCGCACCUCUGUGGAGUAUUCACUUGAACGAAUCGGAUUUCCCAGAUCCAGAUAAAUUUCAACCAGAGCGCUUCAUAGAGGACCGUGAGUACCCCGGCACAUUUGGUCAUAGCGCGUUUGGUUGGGGGAGAAGAAUUUGCCCUGGAAUGCAUCUCGGGACCGCGUCUGUCGAACUGAACAUUGCUCGGAUAUUAUGGGCAUUCGAAGUCGGUCCUGCAAAAGAUGCGAGUGGAAAGGAUAUCGAUGUUGACAUAUUUGCUUUCUCGGAUGGGUUCAACUCAAGUCCGCUACCAUUUCCCUGCUCAAUGAUACCACGGUCUGCAAAACAUGCGAAGGUAAUAGAACAUGAGUUUCAGGAGGCUCUAGAAUCGUUGAAGACAUAUACUGCAGUUACUAACAAAAUCUCUUGAAUUGGGGAAGUUGAAAAGCUUGUCUCGAUAACAGCCUGUAUUGCGGAUAUGAUACAAGGGUGGCUGAUUAAGAAGAACGUGGAGGGAUCUAAGGUGGACCAUAAGCCCGUAUCCGC